AAUUUGGGUUUUGAGGAUAUGUAACAAAUAAAAUACUACAUUUGCGUCUGUCAAAUACCAUUUAUCUUGCAGCUUUUUGUUUAAAAUUAUAUCCAACUUGCUUUCGCUCGUUAUAAUCGCAGCUGAUGAACUUUGGGGCACCAUAGACGUCUUCAAACAGACCACAAGUAUCCCCAACCAAUGAAUAACACCGACUGUGUUAUAGUUACGUUAUAUAAUACUCUUUAUAUAUGUAACUAUAUUAUUCCUACUAGGGGUUUGUUUGUAGGUACCUGUGAUACAGAUAACGGUAUUUGGCAACACAAUCGAACUCUAAAUGGAAUGCCGAAAAAGUACAAAUGGAUCAAUGACGUCAUUACAUAAAACGUCCGCGAUGAACAUCAGUGACGUCAUUGCCUUAACUGCAUGGACCAGAGAACUGUUUUUAUUGUUGCUUGAUGUCACUUGUUUCUUUUUAAAUUCUUGUUUGUAUUGUAAAAUGGAUUCAAAAUGGUACGUUGACCAGUCAACCUGUUCAUGUGUUAAUUUUGCAAAUGGAAAAAUACGGUGGGCGUUAGAGCCUAUUGUGUAUGGAAAACUUGGCAUUAAAAUUAUCCUGUAAUCGUAGACAGAAGACCCUGACAUCUGCUCACCUAUGUAUUCGUUAAGAUGCAUCCAUUGAAAUGUCUGUGCGUUAUCAACGGAUUCCAUAGCUACAUCCUGAUCGUAGCCAUUGUCGAUGCAUUGAUCACUGUUCGACCAAAGACAAAGGAGCGACCACAAAAAGCUCUGAUCCAUUCUGCUGUCGCCACAUUGUUAAGUAACGGCGAUAUCCGUUUGGUGUGGUCCCUCGUCCACGACGCUGCCACCGCCGACGUCAGAAUUACCGUCUUCUUCCAGGUGGUCGGGGUCGGGGAUUGCAACGUCACCCACCCAGAGACGGUCGACAGCGUUCCAGUGGCGGAGAACAUCCACAGCGUGGAUAUUCACGGGCCCAACCCUUGGCGCGUCUACGACAUCACAGUUAAGGCGGUCCUUGUUGGCCGGGACGUUUCCGACAGCUUGCUCAGGACGGUGGUCACAAAAGAAGCAGCGCCUACGGGUACAGUGACUGGCGUAACUAUCAAACACAUAGCGACCACCACGGCGACGAUCACGUGGUCGCCGCCAUCAUGUGACUCACGGGGCGGCGUCUUGCUGCGAUAUGACGUCAUACUGACCAAGUCAUCGGCCUUGGCAAAGAAGGUCUCUAUCACCAAGUUGACGGUCAAGUUCGACAAACUGGUUCCCUUCUCACACUACUCGGUGAAGGUCAGAUACGUCAACAGGGUCGCGGCAGGUCCGUUUUCCAGAAAGGUCACGUUCCGAACUCAGCAAUCAGUUCCCGACUCUGUGACAAUAGAGUCUGCUACCGAGGUGGAGCAAGAUGUCGAGGUGACGUUCGCGAGACCAAAGCAUACCAAUGGAAUCCUGGUGAAUUACAGCAUUACGUACAGUACCAGCACCGACUUUGAUCACCCAACGACCUUGACCCUUGUGGUGAACCAGUCGUUUCCAGAAGCUCAUCAAAUGCUCCGUUUACGAAAUCUCAGACCAUUUUCUGUUUAUUUUAUAAAGGUCCGAGCCAGCACUGAAGUAGGGUACGGGCUGUACGGCGCCGUCGUCAACGUCACCACGCUGCAGGGAUUCCCGUCGGCUCCCACUUCUGUAAAGACAGUAUUUGUGAACGAGACUUGUGUUUCGCUGUCAUGGAAACCUCCAGUCAACAGCAAUGGCGAAAUAGUCGAUUACCAGAUAGUGCUCAGGGGACACUCAACGUCUGGAAACUCUGGUGAGAUAGUGCUCAGGGGACACUCAACAUCUGGAAACUCUGGUGAGAUAGUGCUCAGGGGACACUCAACGUCUGGAAACUCUGGUGAGGUGAGUAAAGCCGGGGAAAAGUAUACGCAAUGUUUUCUGGAACCAGACACCAGGUACAUCUUCUCUGUGACCGCAAGGAAUGGAAAAGGAUACGGUCUUGGUGCAGUAGUAGAUGCUUGGACCGUUCAUGAACCACCGCCAGUGCCCCGAUCACCGAUUUAUGUCGAGUCCUCCUAUUCGACAAUUUCCAUCACCAUCCAACCCAUUUUCCCGACAUCAGGUCCUUUGACAGCCUACUUGAUCCUAGUGGAAAAAGUGACGAAUGAUUCCAGAACGAAAUGGAGAAGUCUCCCUGGAUAUGUGUCAGCACGGCUAUUUCCAAGUGACGUGACUGGAGAAACUCUCUUUGUAAUCGGCGAUGAACGCAUUUAUGGAGGCGCUUUCAAUCAUGCUUUGGAGAGAGAGACCAACUACAGCAUUUACUACGUGGUGAAUAGUACAUUGAACGGCGUAACGAAACUUUCUUACGUGAAAAUUCAUGAACCCAUACUGACCGUUCCGGCAUUACCCCAUAAACAAGUCGCACUUGCUAAUAUCAUAGACUAUUUUAAAGACAACAUGAUGAUUUUAUGGAGUUUGUUAGGCAGUAUUGUAUUUUUGAUUUUCAUGGUAAUUAUAUUGUGCAUGUGCUGUCGAUCAAAGCGGGAACCUCCCAAAGAAGUUCCGUUACCUCCCCCUGUUCCAGCUCCAGCUCCAGUCGAGGAAGAGGAAACGGAAACGGAAUCGGAAUCGGAAACGGAAGAGGAAGAGGAAAAGGAAGCUGAUACCAAGUCUACUAAGUCUGUUCACAGCGAACGUAGUGAACGAAUUCACUUUCGUUUAAUUCCGAUGCGACGAUCAGGCCACAGUCACCAUCACCAUCAUUCACACUGGGGAUGGCCUGGAUGGCAUUCGAGAUGCCAUCACCAUCAUUCACAUUGUGGAUGCCAUCACCAUCAUUCAUAUUGGGGAAGAAGCUCAUGCCGAUGUCACAGUUGUCACCAUGGAUGGUAUUCCAACCGAUGUCACCACAGCAUUCACCAUGGGUCUGAUACAGGCUCUCGGUCGGCAGCUCCACGAACGCCGGCAGCCCCACGAACGCCGGCAGCCCCACGAACGCCGGCAGCUCCACAAACGCCGGCAGCCCCACGAACGCCGGCAGCUCCACGAAGGUCGGCAGCCCCACGAACGCCGGCAGCUCCACGAAGGUCGACAGCUCCACGAACGCCGGGCAAAUUACGUCUGGAGAUUGACGGCUUUUAGGGCUUCACUUUGAAGACCUGGACCGGGACACUGGAAGAUGAACACGUUCCUAAUGUAUACGAUAUGUCUGACUGUUCUACUAAACUCAGAACUAUGAUCGUAUGUCAGUCCUCUACAAGGGCGGAGUUAGGAUUUUGAGA
This is a messenger RNA of Gigantopelta aegis, 3281 nucleotides long. RefSeq names its product protein sidekick-1-like. The record is from RefSeq and is a predicted model, not a curated record. Gene Ontology annotation, molecular function: protein binding. Bases 649 to 3141 code for a protein of 830 amino acids. NCBI's taxonomy places the organism in Eukaryota, Metazoa, Mollusca, Gastropoda, Neomphalida, Peltospiridae. The transcript has 9 exons.